Messenger RNA from Oncorhynchus masou masou (cherry salmon), 5441 nucleotides. RefSeq names its product glucagon receptor-like. NCBI's taxonomy places the organism in Eukaryota, Metazoa, Chordata, Actinopteri, Salmoniformes, Salmonidae. Gene Ontology annotation, biological process: adenylate cyclase-activating G protein-coupled receptor signaling pathway; cell surface receptor signaling pathway. Gene Ontology annotation, molecular function: glucagon receptor activity; peptide hormone binding; gastric inhibitory peptide receptor activity. The record is from RefSeq and is a predicted model, not a curated record. The coding region runs from base 442 to 2028 and encodes 528 amino acids. Gene Ontology annotation, cellular component: plasma membrane. The transcript has 14 exons.
UCUCAUUUCAGCACCGGAAACCGUCCGACGCGUACUACUCCGUGCGUCUCGCUCCUGGGACAAGAUAAAAAAAAAAAACAUUUAACGGACCUUGAUCACGAACAAACCUUGACAAUUAGUUAUUGACUCUCUCUUUUAGUCACAAGUCACCGAACUCCAUGGACGAAAUAUAUCCAAAUUAACGUUCUUUAAUUUUUUAGAAUUUCCUUUUUGACUGUUGGACUUGGUUGGGGAUGUGUGUCGGUUGUUUUUACUUAAUGUAAUGUGGAUGUCACCUGUGUCCGUGGCUGUGGCUGGAGGAUGAGCGCCGGCGUGGGGGUGACGGGGGACGCGACAGGAAGUUAUAAUAUGCAGUCAAGCCUGUAGGGUAGACCAGGCUGGGCCCCCUGAUGAGUUGAGUCCCCCUCCCCCACCCCUCCUCUCCCAGCGUAGCCAGGUGGGAUGUUCCAGAUGUGUGUCCUCUUAUCUCUGCUCACCCUCUCUGGCUACACCCAGGUCUCCUCGGCUAAAUCUCUGAAGCUCCUGAUGGAACAAUGGACGAGCUACAAGAACCAGUGUUCUCAGAGCAUCGUCGCCACGCCUCCCGCCACAGGACUGGUGUGUAACAGGACGUUUGACCAGUAUGCCUGCUGGCCAGAUGGACUUCCUGGAACAACAGUCAAUGUUUCCUGUCCAUGGUACCUGCCCUGGUACCACAAAGUCCAGCAGGGUAUGGUGUAUAGAGUGUGCAGUGGGGACAGACGCUGGGCCAGAAAGAACACCAGUGAGUGUGAGCAGGACGACCCAGGACAGCAGCACUAUGGUAGCAUCCUCAGUAAGUUCCGGGCCAUGUACACAGUGGGCUACUCCCUCUCCCUCGGAGCCCUGGUACUGGCUUUGGGCAUCCUGGUAUCAUUCAGGAAGCUCCACUGUAUGAGGAACAACAUCCAUAUGAAUCUGUUUUCCUCCUUCAUCCUGCGUGCUGUCUCCAUCCUGAUUAAAGAUGUCCUGCUAGACUCCAUGUCCGUCCCCCUGGCCCCCGGGGCUGACACCCACCAUCAGACGGUUGCCGGGUGCCGUAUCGCCAUGGUGAUGAUGCAGUACAGCGUCAUCGCAAACAACUAUUGGCUGCUGGUGGAAGGCAUCUACCUGCACAGCCUCCUGGUCGUCACCGUGUUCACCGAGAGAAAGUACUUCUGCAUCUACCUGUUUAUCGGCUGGGGUGCUCCUCUGAUAUUCGUGUUGCCGUGGGUGAUAGUCAAAUACCUGUACGAGAAUGAAGAGUGCUGGGAGAGGAACAUCAACAUGGGUUACUGGUGGAUUAUACGUUCUCCCAUCCUGUUAGCUUACCUGAUGAAUUUCUUUAUCUUCACCCGGAUUAUAAAGAUCCUGAUGUCGAAGCUCAAGGCCCAUCAGAUGAGAUACACAGAUUACAAGUUCAGGCUGGCUAAAUCCACUCUGACCCUCAUCCCUCUGCUGGGUAUUCACGCCAUCCUCUUCACCUUAGUCAUCGAUGAGUCCGUCCCCAAAGGUUCCAAGAUGCGUCUCAUCCGCCUCUUCUACGACCUCCUCUUCAACUCCUUCCAGGGCCUACUGGUGGCCAUCUUGUAUUGUUUCGUCAACAAAGAGGUCCAGUCUGAGAUGUUGAAAAAGUGGAAGAGGUGGAAGCUGGGUAAAGACAUCGAGGAAGAGUACCGUCAUACAUACAGCCACGCGCCUCACGUCAAGAGCGGCAGCAUCGUCACCGGCAACCUGGCCGGUGUCCAAGACAACGGCAGCGACCCUAAAGACUCACAGUUGACCCCCGACCCCGACUACGACCCUGAUCCUAACCCUGCCUCAACCUCCAUCACCCCCAAUGAGAGCAGUAGAUUGGUGGGGUCCUGCCACCACAGGACGGAUAAAACAAAGACUCAGUCCUCCCUGCAGUGUCCCUCCACACCACAUGGUGGCACUAACAACUGCAGCACUCUGAUGGAGGACAUUUGUCUGGAGGAGAGGGCGCAGAGUUAUACACGCCCAGAGGAGGGCGCCGAAAGCAACUUCUGACCAACGGGGGAAGACCAUCCCCGGCCUAUGCAUAGAUUGAUUGGUUGAUUGAUAGAUUGCUAAAGAGUUCUGGUGUAGAAAGAGACAACACACCUACUGGAGGGGACCGUUAAUGCACAGCAGGUCCAGAUCCUAUGGAUUGAUUGGUUGAUUGGUUGGUUGAUUGGUUGGUUGGUUGGUUGGUUGAUUGAUUGGUUGAUUGGUUGAUUGAUUGGUUGGUUGAUUGAUUGGUUGAUUGAUUGGUUGAUUGCAGGUCCAGAAGAGUUGAUGGUCUGAAAAUAUGAAACAUUUUACUGUUUAUUUUUCUGUGACCAUAUUUUGACCCCAAGGGAUUGACCACAUUCCCCACUGUGUUCAGGUUGACAAGGACUACUGCUAAAGGGAAACUAGUAGGCCUGCUAUCUGUGUCCAUGUGUACGACCGCUAACCAAACGCUACCCUCGCUCAACAACUCCCUGGCUGUGCUCCGGGGUCUCCGCACCCCCGUCAAUCAUUUAAAGCGUAGGAUUGGUGCAGCUUCACAUUGGCUGGAGGUGAUGACCCUCCAUUUCCAGAUGCAUGUGAGGAAGUCCACACCGUGUGUCCUUGUUCUCUACUGCUACUGAGAGCUUCACUUGUCCUCUAUCUUUGUGGGUGUGGCCCAAACGGUGCCAUAGUCCCUAUAUAGUGCACUAUUUUUAGACCAGGAUCCUAUUGUAUAUAGUACACUACUUUAGACCAGAGCCCUAUUCCCUAUAUAGUGCACUACUUUUGACCAGAGCCCUAUUCCCUAUAUAGUGCACUACUUUAGACCAGAGCACUAGUCCCUAUAUAGUGCACUACUUUAUACCAGAACCCUAUUGUAUAUAGUACAUUACUUUAGACCAGAGCCCUAUUCCCUAUAUAGUGCACUACUUUAGACCAGAACCCUAUUCCCUAUAUAGUGCACUACAUUAGACCAGAGUCCUAUUCCCUAUAUAGUGCACUACAUUAGACCAGAGCCCUGUAUAGUGCAUAGGGAGCCAUAUGAAAGCUCAGCGCUGUGGUUCUGUAUGACCCUCAGCAGCCACCGUACUUCACUGUUGACUUGCACAGUUUAGUUCAGCACGUUGCUACCAAAACCACCAUGGACACGUCUUGUUGAUAACAUCUUGCAUAACUAAACCAUUCAUAUUAUAGAUCUAAUCCGUGCCAAAAUAAGUGACAUUUACACAGAUUUACAAAGAUUUACACACAAACACACACACACACACACACACACACACACACACACACACACACACACACACACACACACACACACACACACACACACACACACACACACACACACACACACAGAGAGACACACACACACACACACACACACAGAGAGAGACACACACACACACACACAGAGAGACACACACACACACACACACACACACAGAGAGACACACACACACACGUUCCCACCAGAGCGUUCUAUCUCUGCCCUCUCAGGCCAGGACAGGACCAGAUCAGAACACCCCAGAGAACAGACUCAGCUGUGGAACAACGGGACAUUCCAGAUUGUUGCCAGGUCUGUCUGGCAUUCAGACAGACAUUUCUGGAACCCCUAAGGAUUAUGGGACUGUGGAGGACUGGACCUCUCACUCUCUCUCUCUGAGAGGAUUAUGGGUGGUUUGUUUGGGUGCAAUUUUUUGGGGAGUGAAUAUUGAGUUUCACCCUGAACUGUUGGCCCCAUUUUGAGUGGACAGACAGAGAAACGGACAGACUCACAGACAGAGAAACAGACAGACUCACAGACAGAGAAACGGACAGACUCAUAGACAGAGAAACAGACAGACUCACAGACAGAGAAACGGACAGACUCACAGACAGAGAAACGGACAGACUCACAGCCAGAGAAACGGACAGACUCACAGACAGAGAAACAGACAGACUCACAGACCGACUGUAUAAAUGUAAGAUAUUCAUGCACCUCUCCCCCUCGUCCUCUUUUCGUUGACCCGACAUAUUCUGUCAGAAUGUCUGUGUGGUUGUGGACCAGCGCUACGGACUAAUGGGGAUAUUACAAUGUCUGUGUGGUUGUGGACUAGCGCUACGGACUAAUGGGGAUAUUACAAUGUCUGUGUGGUUGUGGACUAGCGCUACGGACUAAUGGGGAUAUUACAAUGUCUGUGUGGUUGUGGACUAGCGCUACGGACUAAUGGGGAUAUUACAAUGUCUGUGUGGUUGUGGACUAGCGCUACGGACUAAUGGGGAUAUUACAAUGUCUGUGUGGUUGUGGACUAGCGCUACGGACUAAUGGGGAUAUUACAAUGUCUGUGUGGUUGUGGACUAGCGCUACGGACUAAUGGGGAUAUUACAAUGUCUGUGUGGUUGUGGACUAGCGCUACGGACUAAUGGGGAUAUUACAAUGUCUGUGUGGUUGUGGACUAGCGCUACGGACUAAUGGGGAUAUUACAAUGUCUGUGUGGUUGUGGACUAGCGCUACGGACUAAUGGGGAUAUUACAAUGUCUGUGUGGUUGUGGACUAGCGCUACGGACUAAUGGGGAUAUUACAAUGUCUGUACAUGUAGAUGGUGAAGAUACAAGGUUUUCUGUUUCUGUGGAUGUUUUACUCUGUGACCUCACCGUGCAGGAAAACCUCGAGAUCGUAGGUCCUGGAGAAACUCCUACGCUUGUGAUCUACCCCAGCGUUUCUCAGACUAAUCAGAGCUUGAUGAUGCAAAGGGCUAACACCCAAUAGGCUGAUCUGUCCUCACUGAACCCACGUACAGUGUGUGAGGUCGAGGGCGUCGUCAUCAUGAGUAGGGCCCAGAGGAUUUCCUGCCUACGUUAACUAACCAGGAACGACUCUGCAACCCCAUUGUUAAUAACUAACACCAGCUAAAGGCCUGCGCCUGUAUUCACAAAGCGUCUCCUAAGUGGCGCAGUGGUCCAAGGCACUGCAGCUACAGUGCCAGACGUAUCACUACAGACACCCUGGUUCGAAUCCAGGCUGUAUCACCGGCUGUGAUUGGGAGUCCCACAGGGGCGGUGCACAAUUGGCUCAGCGUCAUCUGGGGCAGGCCGUCAUUGUAAAUAAGAAUUUGUUCUUAACUGUCUUUCCUAGUUAAAUAAAAGUUUAAGAGUAUGAAUGCUGAUCUAGGAUCAGGUCCUCCCUGUCCAUGUAAUCUUAUUUGUUAUGUUCUGAAAGGCAAACCUGAUUCUAGAUCAGCGCUCCUGCUCCUCUUCUUAGACGUAUUGAGAAUACGGGCCCUGGGUCGGUCCCAUGGGCAGGGUAAACUCCUGUCUCGAGCCUACUCAUGACAUGAUAACUCCAUGAUGUGUAGAAUGUACAUACCAAGUUCUAAAACAGAGAGGAAUGAAAUAUGUUGUUCUGUGUUCCGUUAGAAGUCGACAUGAUUCGAAAAGAUUCUAAUGAUUAAAAGAGAUGACCAACUGAC